AAUUUUCGCUGAUGGGAUCCGAGGGCGCGCUCCAAUUCAAGCUCAGCAGUGGCGCUCUCAUGCCCGGCCUCGGCCUUGGAACUUGGCAGGCGGAGAAAGGCCUCGUUGGAGAGGCUGUCAAGGCUGCGCUCCAGGCUGGAUACCGUCACUUGGACUGCGCAAGCGCUUAUGGCAACCAAAAGGAGAUCGGAGAUGCACUCCAGGAGGCCUUCAAAUCCGGUGAUCUAAAACGGGAAGAUCUCUGGAUCACCUCCAAACUUUGGUGCACGGAUCAUGAUCCCGAGGAGGUGUCAAAGGCUUUGGAGGCAACGCUCGCGGAUCUCCAGAUUGAUUACCUCGACCUUUACCUGAUUCACUGGCCAGUUCAUUUGAAGAAACAUGUCCGAGGUUUCAACUUUAGUGCCGCGGAUUUUGCUCCUCUCGACAUUCCAGCAACUUGGGCCGCCAUGGAGAAGCUCGUCGAUGCCAAGAAAACCAGAGCCAUCGGCGUGAGCAACUUUAGCUGCAAGAAACUGGGCGAUUUGCUCGCUGUUGCUAGGAUCCCCCCGGCCGUGAACCAAGUCGAGUGUAGCCCCGUUUGGCAGCAAGCCAAGCUUCGCGACUUUUGCAUCUCCAGCGGCGUCCAUCUCUCGGCUUACUCUCCACUGGGAUCAUCCGGCAAGAGCGUGCUCCAGAGCCCCGUUGUGAAAGAUCUCGCGGAGAAACUCGGGAAAACUCCCGCUCAAGUCGCUCUGCGCUGGGGGCUGCAGCGAGGCUGCUCGGUUCUUCCCAAGAGCACAAACGCGGAGCGCCUCAGAUCGAAUCUGCAAGUGUUUGAUUUCUCCAUUCCAGAGGAAGAUCUCGCAAAGUUCUCGAGCAUCCCCCAGGAGAGAGUACUAGUCGGACGCGUAUGGGUCGCUCCCGGCGGUCCAUACGAAAGCAUUGAAGCGUUAUGGGAUGGAGAGAUUUAAAACCUCCGUGUAGAGGGAAAAUUCAAUUUAAAACAAGGCGGGUUUAACAAACCCUACUUUAUUAGAAUUUAGGGUUCCUAGGCAUCGCGAGGGAAAUUUCUGGCGCUGGCAUUGGCGCUGGCGUGGAUCGAUUUCGGCCUGGAGGCUGGGUAAUCUUGUCACGCGUCCAUUUUCCAGGUUAGAGAUAGCGAAGAUUUCAUGCCUGGAGUGUUCGCAGCCGCUAGCCCGAGAUUUUGGAGCUUGCGGAGAUGAGCUGACACCGAGGGAAAGGGAUCCCGGACAAGACGGGGUCUUUGGAUGGGUCCCAAACGCAAUGAUGUCACAACGACCCUUCAUCUCGAGCGCGUGAGCGUUGUUUCUUAUUUCUUCGCGAUUCAUGGAGAGAACGAUGAAAUUGACCUCUCCUUUGGCUUCAAGUACCUUUGACCGGGACUUCUAAUGGGUGUACGUUUGGAAUUGAAAGAAAUGGUUUUGGGGGUUCCAAACUUUCUGUGAUUCCGUGUUUCUUCUACCACUGGGCAUCCUAAAAGCUAGCUGCUUUUCAAAACGGCAUUGUGAAGGCAAAGUCGUGCAUGCACUCUCGAGGAACAGCUCCGCGAAGCAACUUAAGAAACUGUCUGGCCCGGU
Messenger RNA from Selaginella moellendorffii, 1577 nucleotides. Its product is annotated as aldo-keto reductase family 4 member C10. The record is from RefSeq and is a predicted model, not a curated record. Bases 12 to 950 code for a protein of 312 amino acids. The transcript has 10 exons. Gene Ontology annotation, molecular function: aldose reductase (NADPH) activity. NCBI's taxonomy places the organism in Eukaryota, Viridiplantae, Streptophyta, Lycopodiopsida, Selaginellales, Selaginellaceae. Gene Ontology annotation, cellular component: cytosol.